Heterostelium album PN500 is the source of this 672-nucleotide messenger RNA. RefSeq lists its product as uncharacterized. The transcript is spliced from 2 exons. Lineage: Eukaryota; Evosea; Eumycetozoa; Acytosteliales; Acytosteliaceae. Gene Ontology annotation, biological process: mitochondrial translation. The record is from RefSeq and is a predicted model, not a curated record. Gene Ontology annotation, molecular function: structural constituent of ribosome. Bases 1 to 672 code for a protein of 223 amino acids. Gene Ontology annotation, cellular component: mitochondrial large ribosomal subunit; mitochondrial ribosome.
AUGAAUACAUUGUUUAAAUCUAUAAACAUUACACAAAGAGUUGUAUUGAAUUCAACUACAACCUUUAACAAAAACAGCUGUAGAUUAUAUUCGACUAUCGUUUCAAGAUCAUCACCAUUGCUCAACAACAAUAGAUUGACUUUGAACAGAUCAGCAGCAGAGACUACCACUACUACUACAAUUACAUCGAACAACACAACAAAUAAUGGUGGAGGAUUAAAAGAUUUCUUUGAACACGUCUACACAAAGGGUACUUACCCAGUCUCUGGUAAAUCAUGGGAAGCAAGAGAUCUCCGUGGAAAGUCAUUCGAAGAUCUACAUAAACUUUGGUUCGUUCUAUUGAAGGAGAGAAACAAGGUCAUGACCGAACAAGAAUUGGCAAAGAAUCAUAAACUUGUAAAUCCAUUACGUUUAAAGAAGAUCCGUAAAUCAAUGGCAGCAAUUAAAGUAGUUUUGGGUGAAAGAGAUAGACUUAGAAAACAACUCUAUAUUUUGACAAAAUGUCCAGAGUCAGAGAGAAAUCAAGUACAAAAGGAAGUCGAACGUUUAACAAAAUUGGUUGGUGCAGUAUCGUUGACACCUGGCCUUAGAGAUUUGGAACAACUACAAGAUACACUUAAAGUCGAUGAAAGUUUAGAGAGCAGCAUAGAUAAUUUACAAUCAACCAACUAA